Molecule: messenger RNA, 8918 nt
Organism: Anopheles arabiensis
Lineage: Eukaryota; Metazoa; Arthropoda; Insecta; Diptera; Culicidae
Exons: 7
Coding region: 746-7894 (2382 amino acids)
Biological process (GO): septin ring organization; mitotic cytokinesis; actomyosin contractile ring assembly
Cellular component (GO): actomyosin contractile ring
Source: RefSeq, a predicted model, not a curated record
ACGCGUUGUUAUGAUCAUUCCGCUAACAAUGUGCUUUUUGGUUAGCUUUUAUGCAAAAUGGAGCCCUUUUGUGCAAUUAGAUUAACAACGAUAGCCCUUAAACAAUAGAAUUUCUUCAUCAAAGCUUGUUUCAAUCCAUCGAAUCGUCCCAAAACCACCUGUUUUUGGCUCCGACAACAGACAGCUCUCGCAAGCCCACCAAUACACUCUCACACCCGUACGCUCUCACACUAAGCGCUUGCAGGCCACGAACAUUCCGUGAAGCACUGCUGCUCCGCCAUUCAAACGUAACCGAACCGCAACCGAGAGAGGUUGUGUGCCGCUUGUGCUGCGAGUGUCGGUGUAGAGCCGGCUGUUUGUCAGAAAGAAAACGCGCGCGCGCCGCUUGUAUUGUGUUGUGCGCUGGAGGCCAUUCCGUCUCGGAUCUUUCGUUUUGCGAUUGCGUUGUGUUUGGUGUCUGUGCGGGAGCGUCACCGGGCGUGCAUUGUUUUACAGUUUUUAUUUCUGCGACUGAUGAAACUGUAGAUCCAUUUAAUAACACCGUUAGUGCGCGAUCAAUACACUUUAAAGAAUCUUAAAAAUUGUGGCAACUCAUUCAAGGGUUUUACAACCCCUCCGCUCGAACCUGCUGGAAUACUGUAGAAAAGUGUCCUUUGUACUUGUACUUGUGCUUGUGUGUCCUUAUACUCCGUUCCGUGUGAACUGUUUCCCCAACCAACAACUCGUCUAGGAGUGCUAGUUCUUCAUGGCUACAUAUCUACGACAGAAAGUGAAGAAAUCCACAAGCAGCAGCAGCACCAGCACUAGGUACGCAAGCGAAUUUCAAGAACACGGCCGCAAACCCAUUCCCGACACUGCCGCAGACGACGACUACUGCUCUGCCGCAGACCGUGCACGCUUCCUGCAGAAUCCGGCCAUACUAGAUACGCUCGACUCCGUUCAUCGGUCGCUGCUGUUCAACAAUCUCAAGUUUGAUACCGAUGAACACACCGACGGUCUAGACAGCACUUACACAAUAAGCAGGGAAGGUGUGCGCAAACCAUCGGCGUCCUACAGUCGAGUGCCGUUUUCUGCACCAACCACCCACGUCGCCGAACACGACAACAAGGUAAAUAUUGCGGAAGCGUCGCCAGAUGACAGAUCAUCAGGCACGGAAGUGGUACUGCACGAGGAGGAGCUACAGUACGAGCGCUGCGGCGGCGGCGGCGAUUGCAUAGCGGCUGCCAACAGCUAUGAAAGUCUCUCGCUGGACGAUGAACUAGCGGCACUGUUCGGCAGGGACUGGAACAAUAACCUGAGCGGAAAAGCGGUCGCCAGUAAAGUGAAAAUGAUGGUGCAACAGUACGAGCGAGGUAAGGACGGCCCAGUAAGGACAUCGGCGGAACACCAGACGGCUGUGGAGCUUCGGCAUCCCGAUGUGUCCUCGAUUGGUGAGGCGGAGACGAGCGAUUUCGAAAGUGCCAGUGUGACGAGCGGCGGCAGCAGCGUGAGCGGAGCCGACGGAGGACGGCGAAGUGUGCGCACCAGCUCGGCGUUUAGUGAGGGAAGCCGCGAUGUGGCCAGCAUUGAACGGUUCGAGCUAGGGGCGGUAAAUCAGCCGCAAAGGCAGCAGCAGGAAGAGCUGGCGGCGGGUCACAACACGAUGAUUACCAUUAACAUUAACUACCGAUGUGAUACGAACAAUCCUCCGAGGACAAGCAAAGCUACGUGUGGGGAGGAAGUGGGGGCGGGGGCAAAAAAUGUAGAUAUUGUUGUUUCGGCACCACCCGGCCAGGCAGCUAGGGAAGGCGGAAGCCGCAAGUCGUUGAAAAGUGAUAAUGCUAUCGAGGGAGCAACGGUAGAACGAUACGUUCAAGCAGCUGUGGGAGGAGAUGUUGAAGAGCAGGAACUGAUGGAUUUAGAAAAAGAGGAAACGGAGGUGACCGACGGGUCGGUUAUGAACGAUUCCGACGCGAAGGGCGUUGAGCUGCUGCCAAAGGAUGAUGCUGGUACGGGAAGUAAGAUGGAUCAUCUUGCGAAAGAACGUCGCCGCAGUUCGUUGACGAGCAACCAUCAUCGGCCGUGCUACACGCCGGAAGAUGAAGAAUACCAUGACUGCGAUGAUCUGCACGAGUCAACGCUUUCCUUCUACGAGCAAGCGUCCUCCCAGCCAGUCACUCCGCAAGGGCAGAAACAACGAUCUUCUGUUGCUAGCGCAUCACCCGUUGAAUGUGCCGACGCAUUGGACGGCGAGCAACCGAUGAUCCGAAUCGUGCAAGAACUGUCGGAAGAUCACGCAGAAGUUACGUCCACCAUAACGCUUAGCAAGGAACAAGUGAGGGAAAUGCAAAAGACAAACGGUGCACGACGCAGUGGCGAGUCGGUUGAAGAGCUGAAACGGCACUCGCCGCGUGAAGAGAAGAGUAGCGUGCAUGAAAAGCGAAGGAAAUCUUCCACCAGCAGUAGCAAUGGUGCCGCCACAGCCACCAAGAAGCGUCACGAUAGAUCGAAUCUCCAGCGACAGCAGCGCAUAAUGGAUGACAACUUCUGUAACGAAAUUCUCGACUCGACCAUUCAUUUCGACCGGCUGCUUGGGAACGCUCGUUCCCAGCGGCACCAAGCGUUCGAAAGGGAGAAAAUGGCUGUUUCUUCGCCCUCUCCUCCCGCAGCACGACCAGCAGCGGAAGAGUGCUUCAGUGAUUCGGUCGUGGGCGAGCUGGUAUCGUCACCGGCCGACGAAUCGUUCGAUUCGGUCAUGUCCGUCGGCAAGCUGGAAGGCAAGCCACGCUACUCGGGCAAAACGGUCGGCCGGUUGAUGAUGAAGCGGUUGAAAAAGCUGCAGGGAGGGGGGAGGGACGUGCCACCGAAGACGAUCAACACGUCCGACGCGUCCACGAGCUCCUCGCUGCAAACGAGCGGACCGAAGAAGCCGCCACGAACGUUUGCUGCCAACUCGCCGAAACGGGUGAGCGCCGCACUGCCGACACCUUCCUGCCCGACGGCGAAGGAUGUGGAAGGGAGCGAUCCGUCCGAGUACGAAAUCGGCUGGAAGCUUGACUCAAAGCCCAGAACGCACCAGGUCGGCUGGAAGGUGCCGGCGGCGAGCGGGAAAAGCGAAGCAAUUCCGGCACAGAUUUAUAGCAUGCUCAACUACUCGGAGGACGAGAGUCGCAGAAGGCUCAUCAAGACGGGCAAUUCGAAGCCAGCACCGCAGCAGCAAUCGUCCUCUUCGAGGGGAGGGACCGGGACAGCCAAGUACUGGCACGAUGGGGAACCGGCGGGUCCGAAGCUCGAUAUAGACACGGUCGAUGGCGUCAAGACGCCUUCCCGGCGGCACUCGACGUCGACCGAUUUCGAAAAGUUUGUGCGGGAAUCGAACGUGAAAAGUACGCCGCACCGGAAGAGCGACGCUGGCAGUCGAGCCGGCGACACUAGGCGGCGCAUCGAGCUGUUCCUAAGCGAAGAGCGUCAGCAGCAGCAGCAGCAGCAGGGGCCGGAGCGGAAGCUUCCCGGGGCAGACCGUCGCCGGCGUACGACGGGCGGAAUAUUUGAGCGACGCCGGCAGCAGCAGGAAAAUUUUUUAGACGAUGCCAGGCUUACCAACCACGAUCCGCGACGGCGGAAGAAGGUCUCGAAGGUGCCGAGUUUGGUCGCGGGUGGCUCUAAACACGCUUGCUGUUCUGUUGCUGCAAACGCCGCGGCUACUGCGUCCUUGACGCGUGGCAACGGCAGUGCCUGCAGCGGUGGUGGAAAGAUCGAAAAGCGACGGACCUUCCGCAAGGCGGCACUGUUGAAGCGGACGCGCACCCUGUUCGAAGCGUCGAAGAAGAAGAUCUGGGCUAUCAAGAAGUUUGAAACACCGAAGAAGCUUAACAUCGUAAGUAGUAGUGGUGGUGGUGGUAGCACAGCGGCUUCUCCGUCCGACCGCGAUCCAAACAUCAAUCGCAACAGCUCGGUGAAGAAGAAGAACAGCUUGCAUCACAAGCAUUUGGGCUACACGCCGGUACAUCUGCGUUGUAAAACGUGCCGUUCAGGGCAAACCGAAGCAAAUAAUCGCGAUGAGGGAGAGGAGGACGUUGUUGUACCGGUAAAGUCCCGCGCUUCGGCACAGCAAGCAGCACCGGCACCGCGUGCCUUAAGUUCGAACUCUUCCGAGGAGGAAAAUAAGGAAAAUCGGUUCGUUAAAAACGAACGGCGUCGUAGAAGCGGCGAGGAAGUGAAUCGAAAGUCAGCCCGCAGCCUAAACUUUGCCUCCGUACCGCAGGAGAAGCGAUUAACCUCGUCACCAGUGGAUCAGAAUGGCCGCGAAGCAUCUCCGCGCAAAACCGGGAAGCAGCUAACGGAGCCAAAGUUCCUGAAAACGCUGCGCAAUUUAAAAAUAUCGCCCAAAAGGAUAUUUCGCUUUGCUUCGCACUCCUCCGAAGCGGCACUGAACAAUCCUUCGCUGGACGGCGAAAGCCAUGGGCAGGGAGAGUUUCAAUCGUUUGAUGAUUUAAAUCUAGACAGUGUUGCGAAUAUGGGAGACUUUCUUAGCAACAUUCGGAAGAAAAUCGAUGGCGAGUCGUUUCAGCAAGCGAGCGCAUACCGGGGGCAGGUAGCUGCGGUCGAUGUGCAUGAUGGUGGGGCGGACCAGGAGGAUGACGAUCCCAUCUAUCAGGAAAUCUCACCGAAGGGUAACAAAAUGAUUCUGAACGAGUUUAUAAGCAGAGACACAAACAAACGCUACCUGAUGGUGAAUAACAACCCAAACAUUCUGUACGCGAUGGUGGAGAAAGGCAAAUCCGCCGGUAGGUUGGUGCGUGCGCGCUCGCUCACCAAUGUGCAGGGCACUGCAAGUGCUGCAGAUCCAACGGUUUCUACGACUCCUGUCAGCAAGCCGCUGAACAAUACGAUCAAAAGUCAGAUGAAACCGAGCAAUCGGCGUGUGACGAUGUCGCCGCACAUGGAACGGUUCGAUACAGUGGAUAUGGAGGAGAGUAAUUGCCUGUACCAAACGGCACUAACGACCAACUCGACUAACGUACGGGAGGGCGACAGUGUCCUGUAUCGGUCAGCGUUAGCAAACAGCACGACUAGCACGCGGGACAGCAUCGGCCGGAGGGAGCCGGGCCGAUCGUUGAAUGCAACCGGCAGCACUAGCGCAAGCUCCACCCGUCGGUCGCUCUUUGCCCGGCACGUACCGGCGGAUCGUGAUCGUAGCGCUGUCGUACCGCGGCACCAGCAACAACAGCAACAGUCAGCAACUGAUGAGAGUGCUAUUUCGAUUUUACAGGAAGAAGAAAGUGGGCACGACGACGAGAUCUCACUGGAAUCGCGGCCGGACUCGGUGCCGAUCGUGCGGGAACCGUUGAUUGUGCGCGAGCGGGUCGAAGAUCGGUUGUCGUCCGUCGUUCGUAGGGAAGACGAACGCUUCCAGCAGAAGCCAACCGGCGGAACAGCGGCGGCAGGACACCGUCACAGGGGUAGUAGACGGGAGGCGGAGGAACAGGAGGAGGACGUGCUGUUGGCGUUCGAAAAGGACAUCAUCGUUGAGGAGGAAAUGGGUGGAAAGAAUGGGAAAGAUGGCAAGGGGGGAAAUUUGAUACUGCUCAAGGCGCACAAAUCGGUGCAGGUUAAGGUCGAGGGCGGCAAUGGCGCUGCUGCUCCCCUCGGGUGUUUCGAUACGGACGGUGAGAUCGAAUCGUUACGCAAGUACAAUGACAGGGAGAUCGAAGAGCUUGUUCACUCGCUGCACGACAACGUGACACUGUCGGACGUGGGGACGCUCGACACGGAGACGACCGCCUCUUCCUCGAUGGGGAGGAACGAGAUCGACCACAUCGGGUACGAUACGGUUGAUCUAGCUCCUCCUCCGCCGCGAACGCUGCAGAAACCGGCGAGCAAAAAUCAAACCAUCGACACCGUCGACGUUUCCGAGCUGAUCAGUCACGCGCCGGACGACAGCCUGUGCAGCACCUCCAACCUGUCGCCGAUCACCGGCUCCCUAACGAGCACUAAAAUGUCCACCACCUCCGGGACGGCCGUGAUGCGCAACCUGAAGGACAAGCUGCGAUCGUCCUUCCGCAAGAGCAAAACGUUCAUCAAGAAUGAGCGCCAACGGUUGGCCAACUAUCUGGAGGAGCGGACUGGGAGUAAAUCGUCCUCGGCCUCCUCGUCGGCGGCCAACUCCCCCCGGAGGCGUCCCGUGGAGCAAAAAACCCACUUCAACACCAUCGGCCACACACAGAGCGUGCAGCAAUCGCCUGCCCGGCGCCGGCUCGAGUGCAGUGAGCAGGAGGAGUCGGACGAUAUGUACCGCUCGUUCACGGACGGUAGCGGCAGCAUCGUAACGGCCGGCAGCUCGAUGACCGAGCUCAGCAGCCAGCACAUGAGCGAGCUGAUGCAGCAGAUCAUCCGGCAGGGGGACGCCCGGAAGCAGCUGAAGCAGGCGCUCGGCAUCUGCCGCAGCACGCGCGAGUUCGAAUGCUCGCCGGAACUGAUCGAGGCGGAACGGUUGCUGCUGGUGGCCACGCAAAAGGAGACGGCGGUGCGCAACGAGCUGAACAAGAUCGAUUACCAGACGCACGGGAUGACGCUGGCCGAGGGCAAGCGCGUUGGUACGGUCACGCUGAGCAACUUUGAGUUCCCGCUGAAGGAGGCGGCCGUGCGGGAUGCGCUGUUCAACUAUUUCUACGUCGUGGUGUGCACGUACAAGCACGAGGUGAAGGCGACGGUCGCGAAGGAACGGCACGCGGAUGGGCGGGUGUACUUGCGCGACUGUGCGAUACAGUUCAGCAAUCUGGACGCGAACUACGAGAUCAAGGUGGAGGUGUUUGUGCUGCAGCUGCGCAAGAACGUGAAGAACUACAGCUUCGAAAGUCGCUACCAUCUGGAGAAGGACUCAAAACGUCCCCUCAGCUGUCCUUCGCCGUCGAAAAAGCUGCGCGAAGCCGGCCGGCUGCUAUCGUUCCGCUCCAGCUCGCCGAAAACGUUCGAUUUUGACAAUGAGUUUUCGCGCUUCAAAUCGCAAGGCUUCCUUACGCUCACGUCCUUCACGCUGCUGACGGCCAACGGUGCCGCCGAGGGUGACGAUGCACCGGAAGAGGAGAAGCAUUUCGAUGCGACGUACGCGACCGCCCGCACCAGUCACAACACGCACCUGUCGACGAUGCUGGAGGGUGGCGAUGGCGAUGAGGAGCUGCUGGCGGAAGGCCAUUCCUACUACUCGACGACGGGCCACUUCCAGCCGGUCGUCUGCCGGCGGGGGGACGACCAGAGCGUGCUGUUCAUCGCGGAGGAGUUCAAGUAUCUGACGCUCGACUCGAUGGCGUACACCUCCAACAUGGUCGGCACGAUCGGCAUGAGCGUGCGGAGCGAGGUACGGUUCGACGGGUCCGACAUUGCCGGCUUUCUGGACGUCGGCGAAAAGGUGGAGGGCAGCGACGAGAGCAUCACCUGGAACCGGCGCUGGUGCAAGAUGAACGGGUUUAUGCUCGAGUUUUGGAACUAUCCGCAGGAGUGCCAGGAAAAGCAACCGAUACUGUACAUCGAUCUGGUGAAAUGUAUAAACGAGCGGAUACAGCUGGCCGAUCGCACGAUCUGCUCCCGUCCGCGCACGCUCAAGGUGGAAAUAUUCGCGUCUCGGGUGGCGGCCGGUGCCGGCGCUAGCUGCAACAGCAGCGGCAUCGGCAGCUUCCGAAGCACCACCGGCCGUACGACGAGCCCAAGCUGCUCGGCCGGUGAUCAAGACCGGGACGGACUGCUUCGACCACUGUCACCAGGGGAGCAGCAGCGUGGUGGUGGUGGUGGUAGUGGUAUGCAAAGCCAUAACAAUGUCAUCUGCUACCUGCUGGCGGCAGACACGCAAAGCGGUCUGAAGAGCUGGCUGGUUGAGCUAAAUCGGGUGGUAAAGUUUUUAAAGGAGUGGAAAUUCUGAGUGUGCACCGGCGCCGCGCGGGGUCCAAUGUGCAAUAAACCGACCCUCCCCUCUCAUGCGCGCACCGAAAGCGCGUAAAUGUCAAUCAAUCGUCCGCCCACAACCAGAGCUUGCCAUUAGCCUUUAUUUUGUUAGUCACAAUGCUGUUUAGGAUCCUUAUUAACCCCUUUCGAAUGGGCAUUUUGUAGUGAAAUAGUCCGUAAGACAACGCAGCAGCUAGCGCACAAUGUUAUUGAAAAGAAGCUCUCUGAGUGAAACAAUUUAAUUUGGUUGUAGGAAAAAAAGAAACAUAAAAAGACGAGAAGAAGUGCCUUUUAUCACACUUGCUUAACAGCCUAGGAAAGAUUUCAUUAGCAGCUACGGUCGAUGGGGUGUCGUAUCCCAACAACAAGACUGCACUCCGCGGGUCGUGGAAGAAGUGGUCAAUGAGAGCUGUUCAAAAGCAAUCGUUGUGCUUCUUCCGUUCUCCGUCUCAGCCCGGUAACGGUGAUUAGUUUGAUAAGCAUUCUAAGUUGGUUUGUUCUGUUUUCCGUUUUAAGUUUUGGACAGUGUUUAUCUCUACAUUGAUUAGCUCUAGCGCACAUUCCUACCAGUAAGCUGGUUUCGUUAAGGAUUUUUUCUAAGCUAAGAAUGAGAACUUUACAAUGUUAUGUUAUGUCCAAUAUCAUCAUCCUAUCCAGUAGCGCACAUCGUUUGCGGAUCAGAUCAUACACGAUAUCAGCUCAUUUUCUUCUCACUUGAAUUAUUGUUAAGCGAUCUCAUGUACAUACUUGUAAAGCACAGAUUGUUUUGAAUUAGACUGGCCCGAAGCUAGCUAGCUUGCAUUUUCGGGUGACUUAUGUGGGCGAAUAGUAGGGAAUUCUUGUUAUUUAAUGUACGUAGAAGUGUCAGGGUCAGGUUCAAAAUUGUUCAACUAUUAAAUUCAAAUCGGUCUCUUUAUGACGCGUAGCGGGACGGAGGGGCACAUACGGCGAGUGAAAUAAACCGCUUUGUGAGAAACACAAUGCAUUAGCAAACAAACGGA